Messenger RNA from Peromyscus californicus insignis, 1976 nucleotides. RefSeq names its product trace amine associated receptor 1 (gene Taar1). NCBI's taxonomy places the organism in Eukaryota, Metazoa, Chordata, Mammalia, Rodentia, Cricetidae. Gene Ontology annotation, molecular function: trace-amine receptor activity. The record is from RefSeq and is a predicted model, not a curated record. The transcript is spliced from 2 exons. Gene Ontology annotation, cellular component: membrane. Gene Ontology annotation, biological process: G protein-coupled receptor signaling pathway. Bases 455 to 1450 code for a protein of 331 amino acids.
CCUUCCUGCUGUAUUGAUAGCUCACAGGUAGCUUGUUUCAGAAAGAUUUAUUAUCAGCUUAUCGGUUUCAUAUUUUAAUAUUCGUGCCAUUCUCUGUGUGUGCUGGCUAUCCAGCGUCAUAAACCAGUAGUGGGCUCUCUGCAGUAGCAGAUGAACAAGAGGCCGAUGAGAGCAGCCUGCCCCCAAAGGCAGGAUUUCUGCUGUUGGCUCCAGCAUGGGUUCUGUUCCUUUUUUUCCAGAGAAGAUAGAUCUGUGGACACUCACCAUCUGGAGCGGACCCUAGAGACCCACCCUCUUGAGGUGCGGAGCCGUCUUUUAUUUGGAGGGAAAGCCAAAGGUAUAUAUGCCCAUAAAAAAUGAAAAGAGAUGGAACUCUAACCCAACUAUGGAUUCUGGAGAAAGAUUGCUCAGCAGCCUAAGGGAAAAACUAGCCUAUGUGUAGUUAUUUACAGUGAUGCAUCUUUGCCACGAUAUUAAUAUUUCCCAAAUGAACAGCAACUGGUCAAGGGAUGUCCGUGCUUCCCUGUAUAGCUUGAUGUCACUCAUAAUUCUGGCCACUCUGGUUGGCAAUGUGAUAGUAAUAAUUUCUGUAUCCCAUUUCAAGCAACUUCAUACACCCACAAAUUGGCUCCUUCAUUCCAUGGCCACUGUGGACUUCCUGCUGGGCUGCCUGGUGAUGCCUUACAGCAUGGUGAGAACAGUUGAGCACUGUUGGUAUUUUGGAGAAAUUUUCUGUAAAGUUCACACCAGCACCGAUAUUAUGCUGAGCUCAGCAUCCAUUUUCCACUUAUCCUUCAUUUCCAUUGACCGAUACUAUGCUGUGUGCAACCCGUUAAGAUACAAAGCCAAGAUCAAUACCUUGACUGUUUUUGUGAUGAUCGCCAUUAGUUGGAGUGUUCCUGCUGUUUUUGCCUUUGGAAUGAUCUUCCUGGAGCUGAACUUAAAGGGAGUUGAAGAACUGUAUCACAAACAGGUUGACUGCCUGGGCGGCUGUUCUGCCUUCUUUAGCAAAGUACCUGGAGUGCUGGCCUUCAUGACUUCUUUCUAUAUACCUGGAUCUGUCAUGUUAUUUGUUUACUAUAGAAUAUAUUUCAUAGCUAAAGGACAAGCAAGGUCAAUUAAUGGCACGAAUCUUCAAAUUGGAUUGGAAGAGAAACACAGAACGCCACAAAACAAAGAAACAAAAGCCGCCAAGACCUUAGGGAUUAUGAUGGGUGUUUUCCUCAUAUGCUGGUGCCCCUUCUUUUUCUGCAUGGUCCUGGACCCUUUCCUGGGCUAUCCUAUUCCACCCACUUUGAAUGAUGCACUAAAUUGGCUUGGGUACCUGAAUUCUGCCUUCAACCCAAUGGUUUAUGCCUUUUUCUAUCCCUGGUUCAGAAGAGCAUUGAAGAUGAUUAUCUUUGGCAAAAUUUUCCAGAAAGAUUCAUCUAGGUCUAAGUUAUUUUUAUAGUGCAGUCUGUGAAACCAUUAUAUUUUACUGUUUUGUAAAACAGUUGGUGGUUGUAUUUAUGAAAAUAGUGAACCAACCACAGGCAUUAACUUCAUGGACUAGUUUUUUUUUCCAGACAGGGAUACUCUGUGUAGUUUUGGUGCCUAUCUUGGAUCUGUCUCUAUAGACCAGGCUAGUCUCGAACUCACAGAGAUCUGCCUGUCUCUGCCUCUUGAGUGCUGGGAUUAAAGGCGUGUGCCACUGCUACCCAGCAACUUUAUGGACUUUUAAAAUCAGUUAUUUGAGUUAAAAUGUAUAUGAUGAAUUAAACUUUGAUGUUUGUAUAUGAGCUGAUAUUUGGCAUGGAGUAGAUGUGGUCUUUGACAUUUUUGUUAUGCAGGCUUAACUGUGGUAAAUGCAGUAUUAAAGACUUACAUGUAAAAGAAUUGUCCCUUCCCUUAGAAGACCUUCUAUGAAUUGACAGUAGUAGUUUAUUCAUUCAGCAAUUGAAUCACAAGACUGAAUUUAGGGUACAAACUAGAAGGAA